Molecule: messenger RNA, 2040 nt
Organism: Trypanosoma cruzi
Lineage: Eukaryota; Euglenozoa; Kinetoplastea; Trypanosomatida; Trypanosomatidae
Exons: 1
Coding region: 1-2040 (679 amino acids)
Source: RefSeq, a predicted model, not a curated record
AUGUCGGUAUGGCGCAGGUGGCACAUGGACGCUGUUACCGAGUGGAGGUCCGCAGCGUGCCCUUGUCUCGUUCGCUUUGCGCAUGGGUGGCCGAGGGAGGCAGCACACGCGGGAGGCUCGCCGGCGAAGUUAUUUUCUUCGUAUUGGGCGAAUGUUGCUUCACUGAGCGAUCGGGAGCGGGAUUUUUUUGUUCAAUGCGUGGAGUACAUUCGUUACGGCGUGGACAUGAGCCCGACGCCAUCGGUGGCGCGAACGGUGAAUCGCUUGGCGGAUGUUGUGGUUGCCGGGUGCGUUGGAUCCGGCAAAGCCGCGGAGGGUGUGACGGACACGAUAUGCGAUGUUGUACUGAUGCCCGAUGGCAGGCCGUGCAUGGGGUGGUUCUUGGACGGGUUUGAGUUGUGUCACUACUCGGCUGUUGUAGCGGCGAUGGAGGAGCGUUGGCGUGUUUCUGCAGGCUCCUUGUGGGCACUAAAGGAGCGUGGCAUUACCGCACAGCUGAAUUCGAUGACUGCGUGGAACAGGCAGGAGAGUCUUUUCGGCGCAUCGGAGGGGUGGACCGCGGAAAGAAUGCGUGCCUGCGUCUCGAGACACGUGCGCUUCGCGGAUAGGUACACAUCCUGCACGGAAAGAAGUAUCGACAGGACGCAUCGUUUAUCCUUGUCAUUUUUGUCCUCAUCCACGAACACGACUCAGGAGCUUUUUUUAUUGGCACUGAAAAACUGCAUGACAUCCGUAGAGGAACUGAAUUCCAAAAACAGCAACGCCACUUAUUCGACGCUCUGCCGUUCCUUUGGCUGUUUGUUGACGUUGAAUAUGCCACAGUUUGUAGAAUUUCGUUCCCGUGUGCAAGCGCUUGGUGUGGCACUGUGCGCCCCAAAGUGUGAGGAUGCAAUAUCUCAGGCGUACCAGAGUCUUGUGCGAGAUGCAUUGGACGUCGUGAAUGGAAGAAUGCCUGCGCCGCCUGCGUCUUCUGUUUGCUCCGCAUUGACUAGCGCCGUACGCAAACUUCUCUGUGACUUAACCGAUGUGGAAAAAGCACUGGCAUGGUUUCCAAGGGUUGUUGCACUCUGCCUUGUGGCUGUUACUCCGUGUGGAAGAGACGAAGGCAUCCGCUCUGCAGUUCUUGCGCUCCCUUCAAUCGAGAAGUACCUGGACGCGUGUGAGGCCGCUCUUUUGCAACAACAUCUUUCUUUUGAGAAGCCGAGGGAUGUAGACGGGGAAGACUCCUCUCGGGGUGAUUUGGGUCUGGUGGACAGUACAGCGUUGGAUCGUGUACUCUGUGGAGAAGCCUCCGCUCUCAUCCUUGGCGAUGACGAGGUCGCUGGAACGGGUCCGUUUUGUCCCGACAUUAGUGGGGCGUGGAUGCCAGGUGUGGGAUUCGAUUCAUCGUUUUAUGUGUCGAAUCUUCUCGCCGCCUGCGACGCACUUGCAGGCAUGCUUGGCGUGACGGAGUCAAUUCAAUCUGCACAGUCGGAGUCUCAGCGGGCUGUGCAUCGGUUUCGACACAAACUUCGAGUACAUGUUCUUCGUCGAUUUGGAUUUGUGAAUGCCUCGAAGUUGUGGGGGACUCCGUUUAGUGGCAGGGCGCUGCCUUUUUUAAACGCUCUGUACGUUUCUUUGCGUCCCUCAGAAAACAUUGCGGUAUUUCGCUUUAGAAAUGAUGCGCAAAUGCCGCACCCUUUUGAUGCCGUUGGGGAGCCUUCUCCCCUGUUGCAGUCCUUUGUGACAAAACACCUUGCGGUUCCUGGAUCAUCUCCCUGCUUCUUUGCGGAGUGUGGCACAGUGCAGGAGCUGAGGGCGUUGGCGGCUGAGACGGAGACGGAGACGAAGAAGACUCUACGGUGCUGCUUUGCACCAAGCGCUUCGGGGAGAAUCUUUUCUCUUGAAUUUGUCCCGCGUGAUCAACUUUUCUCUGAUCUGGCGGCUGCCGCAACGAUUCGGCUUGAGAAGGCGCCUGAAUCUCGAUUUGUGGACGUGGCCGCUCAUGUGGAGGAGGGUCGAAUUGUUGUGCGUUUGAUAAAUGAGCCUCAUUGCUUGUGA